Messenger RNA from Suillus fuscotomentosus, 507 nucleotides. RefSeq lists its product as uncharacterized. NCBI's taxonomy places the organism in Eukaryota, Fungi, Basidiomycota, Agaricomycetes, Boletales, Suillaceae. The record is from RefSeq and is a predicted model, not a curated record. The transcript has 6 exons. The coding region runs from base 1 to 507 and encodes 168 amino acids.
AUGUCUGAGAGACGCGUUCGUGUUGCCACUCCAGUCUCUUCGGAGGCUGGCGACUCACUCCCUCCAGAUGCUGGUGACAUAUGGACUAGCAUCAUGUUCAGUUCUAAUCCCACUCAAGAUCAUGGUGUUGUAUCAAAUGAUGUUGUAUCGAAUGACUCCCCGGUGGAGCCACGCCCCGCAUUGCCCGAGGACCCCAUAGAUUGGUGGGGCAACUAUGAAUAUCGGGUUGAUUCUUUAGGAAAGAGAGAGAAAAAUUACGAGCGAUGUUUUAAUGGCGACUUUGAUGAAGUCACAAGCAUGCUGUCAGACAUGUAUGUUGUAGAGUUGCUCCGCACACCCAACUUUUUGACAGCCCGGCGUUCCCCAUCAAUGGGGGUCGUUGGCAGUGUCACCGGCCGUCCAAACAUCGGCAGAAGACCGGAAGAAGAUCCGGUACAAUUGACCGCAGGAACUCACUCCUUCGAUCAAGAUGUCGAAUCAACUGCUCCCGACGUAUCAUCCCUAUGA